GUUUCCGCCUAAUAAUUUGUAUUCAGCUAUAAGUAUUUUGUGUAUAUUGGUAUAUGUUACUGAAUUCUGACAUUUUUAUCUAUCAUUUUAAGCCAGUAUUGAUCAUGUUUGUCACCGUGGACGAGAGAUACUUUUAUGUAUUUGCCUUCCUGCUGCUGAUAAACAACGUGUUGGUGCAGAGUGUCCAUGUGGUUAAUGGAACUCAAGGACGUAGCGUCAUCUUACCGUGCUCAACCAGUGAUGUUAAAACGAACGUGUAUUGGCGAUACAAUGACAGCACCACGGUGUGCGACAUCAUCAAUGGCAAAGCGGACUUUGAGGAGCAGCACGUAAAGUACAAGGGCAGGGUGGAGACUUUUCAGACAGAGUUUCCAAAAGGCAACUUUUCCAUCAAACUGAACAACUUGACGAUGUUUGAUGCUGGAAUGUAUACCUGCAACUUCCCUAGAACACUUAUACCGGUGGCAUCGUACCUGAAAGUUACAGCAACAGAAAUCCAAACAAAUCAGAGUGUCAAGAACAGAACACUGAGGCUACGGUGUCUUUCUCACCCAAUGUAUACAAUUGAAGACUGGGGAAACAUCACCUGGUCUGCUGAAUCUUCACUUGUGUUGUGAUGCAGAUGGUAGGAUCAGAAUCUGUGCAACAUUCUGGAGAUGGUGCUGGGACUCGGUGGUGUAAUGAUCUGGGGAAUGAUUUCUUGAUGCACAUUAGACCAAUUAGUUAACAUGAGUAUCGUUGUUGAUCACGUGAACAUCUCAGACACCAUCUCUCUAUUUUCUUUUUCUGAAAAAAAUUCUGCAUGAUGAAAUCAUGGCAAUAUCCAGAAUCUCCAAAUCUCCAGUGAAACAAGUUCCUACAAGCUAGAAACUCAUUGUUGACAUUUUUAAAGCUCUUAUUUUGCUUGAAUGCAGCCCUGUGGAUGUGGAUUAUUAACAUAGUCACAUGAGAUUUGUGUUUUGAUAAAAACAUUUCCACACUUCUUCAUUGCUACAUGAUUGAUCAUCUGCAGUUAUUUUUCUCUACAAUUAUAUUAACAGUAGAAGAAAUUUGCAUAACAACAAAGAAACCUAUGGUAAGUACUGCUUAGAAAUGCCAAUGACCGCAUGUUAAUCAACCGCCCUCAUUCUCCUCGGGGUCUGUUUCUGUUCACUGUUGUUAAUGGAAAAUUUUUUAACCCAGCAUUGUGUAACUGCAUGCUGCUAUGCUGUGGUACAUGAACUUGAUUUAAAAAAAAAAAAUCAUCAUAGAUAAAACUUUGAUCUUAAAACCCAUCAAAUGUUGUGUACCAUAGAAACACUUACUGUUUAUGAUAUAACUCUGUCGACUGUGUGUUUUUGCUCCACAGAGAACGGAAGUGAAAGUCUCGUGAGAAGAUCAGACAGUCUUUUGAUUUGCCUGCUGGGUUACAUGCUGCUGAGCAACUGAAUUACCUGAAGAGGACAAAAAGUCAAGUCUGUUAUUUGGGUUGCACCUAAAAUAGUCCUUACAGCAUCUCUUCUGCAGUUUUUGCUCUCAUUUCUGCAUAGUACAGCAUUUAAAAGGCAGGCACGUGUGACCACAGUAUUUAUUGCUAAAAAGAAUUUUUCUUGCACUAUGAUUAUUUUUAUAUUUUAAAAAACUUUAUAAACCAUUAGUUACAAACUGCAGUUAAAUAUGUAUGAAACAUCAACACAACACUCAGAAUAUUGUCUCCUUGUGAUCUUAUAGAUGCUAGUGUUUGUUAAUCAUAAAAAAAAUAGACAUUGCAGCAUUUCAGACUUUACACGACUAUAUAUAUGUGAAUUAACACUACUUUUGUUAAUAUUAUUAUUUAUUUAAUUCCCACAAAUCUCACCUUCAUAAUACACAAGUGUAGUCUCAUUUCAAGCAUUUUUCAAGCAUUUUUUUAUAGAAUUUCUUUUUAUAGAAUGUUCAUCUUUGUAAACCUUUUUUUUUUUUACCACAUGACUGAAUUUGCUGAUGCCUAGUGUUUGUCUGUCUUUCCUGAAGUUUAGUAAAAAUAGUCAUGCUUGA
Messenger RNA from Tachysurus vachellii, 2016 nucleotides. RefSeq names its product butyrophilin-like protein 10. The record is from RefSeq and is a predicted model, not a curated record. Lineage: Eukaryota; Metazoa; Chordata; Actinopteri; Siluriformes; Bagridae. The transcript has 4 exons. Gene Ontology annotation, cellular component: external side of plasma membrane. The coding region runs from base 54 to 617 and encodes 187 amino acids. Gene Ontology annotation, biological process: negative regulation of T cell proliferation; positive regulation of T cell proliferation; cell surface receptor signaling pathway.